This is a messenger RNA of Toxoplasma gondii ME49, 2542 nucleotides long. RefSeq names its product poly(ADP-ribose) glycohydrolase. Gene Ontology annotation, cellular component: nucleus; cytoplasm. Gene Ontology annotation, biological process: nucleotide-sugar metabolic process; ATP generation from poly-ADP-D-ribose; regulation of DNA repair. The record is from RefSeq and is a predicted model, not a curated record. The transcript has 6 exons. Lineage: Eukaryota; Apicomplexa; Conoidasida; Eucoccidiorida; Sarcocystidae. Bases 260 to 1921 code for a protein of 553 amino acids. Gene Ontology annotation, molecular function: poly(ADP-ribose) glycohydrolase activity.
AGUGGUAGGCAAAACCCCAUGUUCGACUGUCGUUCGAGAAAUAUAACUUUUCGUAAAGCUCAAUUUGCUAAUCAUAGUCGGAACGUGUGCUGUCGGUCCUGCCGAGGCCAGCGCUGCGCCGGCUGCCACGCUGUCAGGAAGUUCCGCAGUGUCGAUGCGACGGCGAACCGUCCAGAGGUCCCUUUUGUUCACGGUAUUUUGUUGAACAGCGUUAUUGAUUUUCAGGUUGGAAUUUGGACGCUGAAACUGUUUGAUCAAGAUGGAAUGUCAUGUGGUGCGCCUACUUGUGUCACUUCUCAUUUUGGUGCCUUGUGUCUGCAUGGCCCAAACACCGGCGCAGUUAGACUUGAUGAAGAAAGGUUACCCUCAUACUGGCCCCUGUUUUGAUAACCCUUGCGCAAUUCUGCGGACUCCCGUGGAAGAAGAUUGGGGAAAGACUAAAUAUAUCCUCAACUUCGUCGCCUCCGGUUUCGGGCCCGCUGAUCCGCAGCAGCUUGCCUCACUGCAGAAGCGGCUGCUGAAACUAAGUGGUAACAUACGAACUGAAAAGAACAAGCGGAUUCUCCAGCGUGGCCUGUUAAAUUAUCUGGAAGAGAACCCGGGAAAAUUCUUCUCGCAUGACCUGCCUUUCAUGGCGACGCUGGUGAUGCGUAUUGACGAACUUUUCCCGAGUGGAUUGCAGUAUAUCACGCCCGAGAAUCCACAAGUGCAUCUGCGGAAAAUUCAGGUUUUCACGUUGAUCGCGGCUGCAUUUUUAGGAGUGAUUCCACAUAAUCAGCGAGCAUUGCUAGCGCAUCAUCAAAAGAAGUUCGUGAUGAACCAAAAUAAGCUCGACAUGUUUUAUAGGGGUUUUAUGGAGCGCAAGCCCAAAUUUCAGUCGGUGUUAAUAUACUUUGCAAGCAUGCGCGAGCGUCUUGGCAACUGUUGGAAUGAGAUGGUCAAGAAAGGUUUCGUCGACAUGGCACCUUGCACAGGCACUUGCAUAUGCUCCACUCUCGAAGAAAGCGUUUCUAUAGCGCCAACGGAUGAGUUGAUUGGAUUUUACCGACAGAGUGACAAGGUGGCGGAUUUUGUGUGGAGUGAUGGCUCGGUGAAAGGAACUUCGGCGUCGGUGAGCAUCGACGACAUUGCUAAGAGCACGAAGGCUCUCGGUGGUUUCGAGGUUUUCGAAGAAGGAGAUAUAACGACGAGCGAUGGAGACUUGCAGGUAGACUUUGCAGACAAGUAUCUUGGCGGUCUCUCAAUGUUCGAAGGCUACAUCGCUCAGGAAGAGCUUAUUUUUAUUAUAUACCCCGAGAUGCUCUGCGUAAUGCUCUUCAGUGAUAUUAUGAAACCAAACGAGGCGGUUGUUGUGAAAGGUGUGGAGAGGUUUGUUUUUUCUCAAGGAUACGAAUGGACAUUCCAAAUCACGGCAGCAGCAGGGGAUUGGACGGAACUGCCUUCCAACAAGCACUUCAGCGUUCAAGGAGUCGUACCACUGGAUAGCCUUGGUCGACGAAACGUGGCUAUCGUGGGGAUAGAUGCCGUCCAGUUUCAUGAACCAAACAAGCAAUAUUCGCCAGUGAUGGUGAAUCGAGAACUGAUGAAGGCGGCAGUGGGUUUCAAAGGUGACCCGUAUGAACUUAUUGUAUCAGGAUCGCGCCAACCCAUCGCGACUGGACUAUGGGGCUGCGGUGUUUUCAAUGGAGACGCGCAGUUGAAAACGCUGAUCCAGUGGCUGGCCGCAUCGUAUGCAGGUCGGUCGAUGAAGUUCUACACAUUCUCGAACAAGUCCGUGGAUGGCCUCGGUCUUGUUAUUUCCAAACUACGGCAGAGUUACGCGACCGUCGGGAAUCUCUACAAAGCCAUACAGAACGCUCUGAGCAGGAGAUCGGGACGUUUAGGCUGGUCGUUGUGGAAAGAGCUCCUCUACGGUGCAUGAGCUGAUGUUGUGUGUCUUGAUUUGAACAACGUGUGAAUGUCAUCUUUAGUUGGCCGAAUAUCGGCGCGUCCCGUCAGCACCUGAUGGCCAACAACAGCUGCUGCUGUACAGUGGUACUUUCCCGUAGUGUAAUACAAGUGGAAGCUGUAAUGUUGCUUGUGUGAUGUAAUAAAAUCGAUUUAUCAGAGCAACGUGGGUAGUGACCGAUCACAGAGAUUGAUCUUGUGAUGGUCAACGCAAUCACAGCUGGGAAUGGCCAUGACGGAGCCGAACCAUUGGAACGCUUAAUUGCAUUGUUGCAUGUGUCUGACAAUUGUUGCAGAGGAUACUUCAGAUUGAUAACAUGAAACUUCCCUGCUCAUCAAUCUGACAACUUAGAGGAUGUCAGUUGUCACUCUUGUGUUUGGUAAUUACAGAUCCAACUAAGUCAUUCCAUCAUUACCGCGGGUUUACGUUUAUAACAGAUCUGAGACUGUUUCCACACGGCGACUCAGAGGUCGUCGUGCUCUCUCAGUGGGGAUGGUAUGCUGAGCACGCUGGCUUAUUUUUUUCGCUAGAGGUGGCACAGCAACUCAUAUGUAUGAUCGAACCAGCGUAGUAAGUUGUCUCGGUGCACACUGA